Molecule: messenger RNA, 1002 nt
Organism: Exophiala viscosa
Lineage: Eukaryota; Fungi; Ascomycota; Eurotiomycetes; Chaetothyriales; Herpotrichiellaceae
Exons: 1
Coding region: 1-1002 (333 amino acids)
Molecular function (GO): 2-oxoglutarate-dependent dioxygenase activity
Source: RefSeq, a predicted model, not a curated record
AUGUCCUUCCCCAUCAUCGAUAUCUCGGGUAUCGACGACCCCAACCACCAAGUGUCCAUCGCCAACGAAGUUACCGAAGCCUGCAAGAAAUGGGGCUUCCUCUUACUUCGAGGUCACCCGAUUCCCACGGGCGAAAUCGACGAAAUGUUCGAUCUUGGCAGAUCCUUCUUCCAUCUCAAUGAAUCCGAGAAAGCACCCUACCCAAUCACGAAAAAAUCCAUUGGCUACAUCGGCAGUUUCCAAGACCGCGGCAAGGACGACAAGAUGUCAAUGUGGUUUGGUGGCGUACCAGGUGCUCUUGACUCGGAAAAGGACACACUGCCGCCUUUCUGGCGCGAACGUACUCAACGAGUCGAGCAAUUCAAGCACAAAUGCCAUGACCUGGUGGUGAAGUUGCUCGAGUGUUUCGCGCUGUCUCUGCGUCUAGAGGAUAGACGAUUCUUCGCGUCAGCGCACAGGGAGGACGCAGGUAAUGGGAACGCGCUACGAAUGUUGAUGUACCCUGGUCGAUCCGCGCCAGAGGACAUGACUGGCCGAGGCAGCCGUAUGGCACCGCACACGGACUCAGGCAGCGUGACGCUCUUGUUUCAGCGCGCGGCUGGCCUGGAAGUUGAGUCUCCGAGCGGUGAAUGGGUAAAGGCGCCGCAUAUUCAAGACUGUAUUCUCGUGAAUCUGGGCGAUGCGCUGAGUUUCUGGUCCGGCGGAAUGCUGAAGGCGACGUUGCAUCGGGUCACGUUUGACGGGGUGCCCUUCGAUCAGGAACGGCAGUCUAUGGCGUACUUUGGCCAGGCAAGCCCGGAGACCGUGCUCCAGCCUAUCACUGGCGGAGUGGUCGAGAAGUAUGUGUCGAAUGGCCUUGUGUUGACGCCGGGCGUGACGGUGGGAGAGCUGAGUAAGAUGAUCAUGAGUGGCAUUUAUGGCACGGCGUUUCAGGAGAAAGAGACGGAGAAAGACACGAAGCCACCAAUGGCUGCACCUACAGCUACAGCGGCGGUUGUGUAG